UCGAAACGGCCGAAUGAAUUUUGAGACGAAAGAUCGAGUGGUUUGUGACAAAACUCUAGGGCAACCGCAUAAUUAUUUGGAAUAUUGUUGAAGUAUAUUCCGUGGAAAUUUUCUUUUCCGCUGUUUAGCUUGAGAAGAGUUGCAAUUACUUGCAGCGACAGCAUGGCCGAAGAGAGCCCGGUUGAAAACAGAGGAACUGUGGAAGCGGCGUAUAAUAAAUUGAUAGAUAUCGAGUUUACUGCCGAGAAUGGAAAUUCUAGUCGUGAAAGAUCACCACAGGAAAACACAGAUAACGCUCCACUAUUGACACAAAUCACUCCACGCUCCUCUGAAUCGCCAUCUUUAGAAGGUACUGAUGAAGGCAAGUAUAUCAAUCAAGCAGAAUUACACAGAGCAUCUCUUUGCAGCGGACAAAAAACGGACCAAGAAAGCAAGCAUUUUACACAAAGCGAAGUUCAUAGGAAUGAAGAAGGAAAAAAUAGUGAUGUUGCUACCGAAAACAAAGAAAACUUAGAAGGUGUACCUUCAGAAACAGUUGAAAAAGAGGAGGGAAAUUAUGAAGAACUUGUUUGCUUAGUUAGACAAUUCUAUGUCGAGCGACCAGUGAACCCAGCCGCUAUCGCUUAUCAGAAUAUUGAAACUUGUUAGCGACACAUGUCAUUUGCAGUCCUUCGUCUACGUGGCUUCAGCCAUUCAGCGAAAUGUGGAGGUUUAUCACGGAAAGAGGAUUCCUCUUGAAUCCAAAUGGCAGCUCAUCGUUGGA
Pocillopora damicornis (cauliflower coral) is the source of this 763-nucleotide messenger RNA. RefSeq lists its product as uncharacterized. NCBI's taxonomy places the organism in Eukaryota, Metazoa, Cnidaria, Anthozoa, Scleractinia, Pocilloporidae. The record is from RefSeq and is a predicted model, not a curated record.